Messenger RNA from Hemibagrus wyckioides, 3340 nucleotides. RefSeq names its product rho GTPase-activating protein 12-like. Gene Ontology annotation, molecular function: protein binding. Bases 303 to 2789 code for a protein of 828 amino acids. Lineage: Eukaryota; Metazoa; Chordata; Actinopteri; Siluriformes; Bagridae. Gene Ontology annotation, biological process: signal transduction; regulation of GTPase activity. The record is from RefSeq and is a predicted model, not a curated record. Gene Ontology annotation, cellular component: cytoplasm. The transcript is spliced from 15 exons.
CGGGUGCGCGCGACUGCGUGAGCGCGCACGAGAAAACAGUGGCACGAUUGCGGAGGAGUGUCGCCUCGCACUAAGCUGUUUGUUCUAUUGAAACGAUAAAAUUGUGAAUCGGAUUAACUGUAGGCCUAAAGUCAGUGUGUCGGCUUAUUAAAAAGAGAGAAAACAAGGACAAACACACAUAUUACUGGAUCUCCUCGUCCGACAAAAAGAAUACUCCGUGUAAAAGUUUCAGAUGCAUUUGUAUUGCUUCAGGUCUGGAGAGAAUGCUUCCAAAACUUUGACCAGUGGUUUCUACGGAAGGGAUGGCUGAUCGCAGUGACCUCGCAGUUGCCCCCGGUCAGCCAUACAUUGAGGUGGAGUACGACUAUGAGUACAAGUCCAAAGACCGUAUGAUUACCAUCAAACAAGGUGAAUGUUACUUGCUUGUAAAAAAGACCAAUGAAGACUGGUGGCAGGUUCGUAAGGAGGAGGGCAGUAAGCCUUUUUAUGUACCUGCCCAGUAUGUCCGGGAAGUGCGGCGAGCCCUCAUGCCACCCACCAAACCUCUCCCGCACACUGGAGGUGGGGUUGGGACACGAGUUGGAUCUGAGAAAAAAGGUUUAUCUACCCUGGAGCUCAAACAGUCUGAUGACAGUUUGAACAAGCAAUGCCCUGCUCAGUCAUCCUGUGCUGGGUAUCUGGUGGCAUUGCAGGCACCCCCAGAGGACAAAGCCAGUCCGAAAAGCCCCAGGAGGCAAGCUCAGCAAACAUUCCCGAACAUGCAGCAUACUUCUCUGCCUUUGACCUGGGCUGAGACCCCCCUCAGGCUUCGAGCACCACUGGAUUUAUAUAGAGAGACUGAUAGGGAGGAAGACAGUAUAGAAGAGGCAAGAACAGGUUUUGGAGAGAGGGAAAUAAAGGGAGAAGGAGGAGGGGAUAGGAAGAGAGAAGAAGAGUGGACAGGGGAUCUAGAAAGGAAAAGAGAUGUAGGUGGGGCCAGAGAUAUAGAGAGGAAAAGAGAAGUUGAAAUUGGAGAGGAUAAAUUAUGGGAACAAAAAAGAGAAGAAAGGUUUGAUAGAGAUAGAGAGAAAGCAGGGGAUGGACAGAGGGAGAAGAGGAAAGAAGGAGAGAGAGCAGAUGAUGGAGAAAAGGGUAGAAAGGGGGAAACAGUGCGACAUAAGACUGCUGCACCUGAAGAAUCUCCCAAAGAAGCCACAGAGAAAAAUCGGAGCGAUUUGGAAUCUGGGGAUGAGCUCAGCAGCAGUUCAACUGAGCAGCUUCAGGGAAGGCCUGACUCACCUGUCUACACUAACCUGCAGGAUUUAAAGAUCUCUCUGUCAUAUCUGCCUCCACUGCCCUCAUCCUCCCCACUUAAUACACAUGCAGAAUGGGAGACUUACAAAGAUGCAAAUGGUAGGCACUUCUACUACAACCGCAACACACAGGAGCGUACAUGGAAACCACCACGAUUACGAGACAGCCUUGGGAGGAGGGAGGAGAAACAUGUAACUGCUGUACCAGAGACCGAGGGGAGUGGAGGUAUGGCCAAAAAAUGCAGUUUGGACCGAAGACAGCCAGCUCCCAUAGUGACAAAAUGGAGGAAUAGUACAUGCAUAUUGGAGACUAACAAUAAGGAACCUUCAAAAGCAGGCACCCCAGAUACAGAAUUUUCUGACUUUUCCUCACCAAAACGUCCUCAUUCCCCCUGUGAAAAAUCAGGAUCCCUGAAUGUAACCAAGAUUACUGAACAUGGCAAGAAAGUCCGUAAGAACUGGACUUCAUCUUGGGCAGUUUUACAAGGCUCUCAAUUGAUAUUUGCCAAAAGUCAGGCAAUGGCCACCAGUUGGUUUGGGAGCCACCAAUCAAAGCCAGAAUUCACUGUAGAUCUGAAGGGAGCAACUGUAGAGAAGGCAUCCAAAGAGAAGUCCAGCAAGAAACAUGUUUUAGAGGUGAAGACUCAACGUGGUACAGAGCUCCUUAUUCAAUCAGAUAUUGAGAGCGUUAUUAAUGAGUGGUUCAAAGCACUGAAUGAAGCCAUAAAUGUACAUGCUUGGGAGUCUGAUGAGGCUAUUGAAGAGGACAUGCCAGAAUCUCCAGGACUAGAGAAACAUGAGAAAGAGAACCAAGACCAACAGAAGAAGACCAAAACAAGGUUGAAGAAAUUUCUCAUACGUAGGCCCUCUCUACAGGCUGUUAAAGACAAGGGUUACAUCAAAGAUCUGGUGUUUGGCUGUAAUCUGAUCAGUCUCUGUCAGAGGGAGAAAACUACUGUCCCUCAGUUUGUCAAGAUGUGUAUUGACUACAUAGAAAAGGAAGGUCUGUGUUUGGAUGGUCUCUAUAGAGUGAGUGGGAAUCUGGCAGUCAUACAGAAGCUGAGAUUUGCUGUUAAUCAUGAUGAGAAGAUAAAUUUGGCAGAUAGUAAAUGGGAGGACAUUCAUGUUGCUACCGGAGCACUAAAGAUGUUUUUCCGAGAGCUUCCAGAACCACUCUUUACCUAUGCCUACUUCAAUGACUUUUUUAGUGCCAUCAAAAUCACAGACUAUACACAAAAAGUACAAGCCAUCAAAGAACUAGUGAAGCAGCUGCCUCAACCCAACCAUGAUACAAUGCAGGAACUUUUUAAACACCUGAGAAAAGUGAUAGAGCAUGGCGAGCAGAAUAGGAUGACCACGCAAAGUGUUGCAAUCGUGUUUGGCCCAACUCUGUUACGUCCUGAGAUUGAGAACAUACAGAUGGCAGUUCAUAUGGUUUACCAAAACCAAAUUGUUGAGCUCAUUCUACAUGAGUAUGAGGCCAUAUUCGGUAUGUAAACUGUGAUGUUCACCAUCUAAAGACUAUGGAAAGAUAACUUCUGAAAGGAUAUCCAUAAACUGAAACUGUAUUAACAUGCCUAAAUAUGUAGGAUCCAUUUGUAAAGUACACUCAACCAAUCUUUAAUUCCUCUUUUUUUUUAUACUUUAAUGGGACAAAAUUGCUUUCAUGGAGCGUUUUUUUGUUAGUCAUUUGUUUUUGAACAGUAGCUCGUUAUAAGAGCUUAUAAGGCAACCCAAAACACUUACCGUGCACUUUUAUGAUUGAACAUAUAAAACAUUCACAUUCUCUAUCUGUUGAAGCAGAAUUGCAAAACAGCUGUAUUGCUUUCAUGGAAGCAAAGACAAAAUAAGUGCUACGAAAAGCAAAUGCACAUCUUUCAUAUUACAAGUCUCUUCAGUGUAUUGGCUUUUCAUUUGACCACUGCUGAUGAAGCACAGUAUUCUGUUGCCUUCUGUUUACCAUAGAAAGGGGUCAAAAUUCAUAAAUGCUAUGGCUAAACCAUAUAUGGUGGCAACCCUGCAAUAAGUAAUAGCCUUCAGUUGCAGAA